Messenger RNA from Manis pentadactyla (Chinese pangolin), 4234 nucleotides. It is a transcript of the gene SLC2A9, whose product is annotated as solute carrier family 2 member 9. Gene Ontology annotation, molecular function: hexose transmembrane transporter activity. The transcript is spliced from 12 exons. Gene Ontology annotation, biological process: monosaccharide transmembrane transport. The record is from RefSeq and is a predicted model, not a curated record. NCBI's taxonomy places the organism in Eukaryota, Metazoa, Chordata, Mammalia, Pholidota, Manidae. Gene Ontology annotation, cellular component: membrane. Bases 87 to 1688 code for a protein of 533 amino acids.
UCCUGUUGGCGCCCCCGCCCCUUCCGCGGACUCUGCCUCCUCCUUCCCCGGAGGCCCGGCGGCCGCCAGCGGGGAGGAGGCAGAGCAUGGACUCCCCGGAGCUGGGCUUUGCUCCCCUCACGCAGCGCCCGCGGACCUGGACGCCAGGGGGGAGGAGAAUAAAGGAUUGGUCCUGCUCACUCCUCGUGGCCUCUCUCGUGGGCGCCCUCGGCUCCUCGUUCCUCUACGGGUACAACCUCUCGGUGGUGAACGCCCCCACUCCGUACAUCAAGGCCUUUUACAAUGAAUCGUGGGAACGAAGGCAUGGGCGUCCAAUAGACCCGGAUAUGCUGACUCUGCUCUGGUCGGUGACGGUGUCCAUAUUCGCCAUCGGUGGACUCGUGGGGACGUUGAUGGUGAAGAUGAUCGGAAAGGUUCUUGGGAGGAAGCACACUUUGCUGGUCAACAAUGGGUUUGCAAUUUUGGCGGCCUUGCUGAUGGCCUGUUCUCUCCAGGCAGGAGCCUUUGAAAUGCUCAUCGUGGGACGCUUUGUCAUGGGCGUGGAUGGAGGCAUCGGCCUCAGCGCGCUCCCCAUGUACCUGAGUGAGAUCUCGCCCAAGGAGAUCCGCGGCUCCCUGGGGCAGGUGACCGCCAUCUUCAUCUGCAUCGGUGUGUUCGCCGGGCAGCUGCUGGGCCUGCCCGAGCUGCUGGGAAAGGAGAGCACCUGGCCGUACCUGUUUGGAGUGAUUGCUGUCCCUGCCGUGGUCCAGCUGGUGAGCCUGCCCUUCCUCCCUGAGAGCCCACGCUACCUGCUCUUUGAGAGGCAUGACCAGGCGGGAGCGGAGAAAGCCUUCCGAACUUUCCUGGGCAAAGAGGAUGUCUCCCGAGAGGUGGAGGAGGUCCUGGCUGAGAGCCGUGUGCAGAGGAACAUCCGCCUGGCGUCGGUGCUGGAGCUGCUCAGGAGCCCCUUUGUCCGCUGGCAGGUCAUCACUGUGGUCAUCACCAUGGCCUGCUACCAGCUCUGCGGUCUCAACGCGAUUUGGUUCUACACCAACAGUAUCUUUGGAGACGCUGGGAUUCCUCCAGAGAAGAUCCCAUACAUCACCUUGAGCACUGGGGGCAUUGAGACUUUGGCUGCCGUCUUCUCUGGCUUGGUCAUUGAGCGCCUGGGACGGAGACCUCUCCUCAUUGGCGGCUUUGGGCUGAUGACGCUCUUCUUCGGGAUCCUCACCAUCACCCUGACGCUGCAGGACCAGGCUCCCUGGAUCCCUUACCUGAGUAUCCUGUGCAUUCUGGCCGUCAUCGCCUCCUUCUGCAGCGGGCCAGGUGGCAUCCCCUUCAUCCUGACCGGGGAGUUUUUCCAGCAAUCCCAGCGGCCGGCUGCCUUCAUCGUCGCGGGCUCUGUCAACUGGCUCUCCAACUUUGCUGUCGGGCUCCUCUUCCCAUUCAUUCAGAGAAGUCUGGACACCUACUGCUUCCUGGUCUUCGCUGCCAUCUGCCUCGCAGGUGCUAUUUAUUUCUAUUUUGUCCUGCCUGAGACCAAAAACAGAACCUAUGCAGAAAUCAGCAUGGCAUUUGCCAAAAGGAACAAGACAUACCCACCAGAGGAGAAAAUUGACUCAGCUAUAACUGCUGAUGAGGUGAAUAGGAGGCCUGAACCAGAUUCCUCCCCGACCCUGCACAAUCAUGUCAACAACAGGAUUGCCUAAAUGGAUGAUCUUAACCAUUACAGGAAACCAAAGAUUUCCCUAUGAGUUCAACAUUAUCAGGUUUUUAGAAAUAAACUUUUGCUAAUCUAACAUCACAACCAUUUGGGCUUUCUUCAUAACUGAAUCCCCUAAACUCUUCUGGAAGCUGGAAAGAAUCACCUGGCUUCAGUAGACCCAGCAUUCUUCUGUGAAGAUCAACGGCCUGCCUUCCUCAUGCAGGCGGGCCAUUUGAGCCCAUGGUUUCAAAAGGAAAUUGGGGUACUAGCGUUUGAAUGCUUUCUCAGAGGAAAACAACAUGGUCUGACAGAGGACUAGAUGGAGGAGAAAUCACAAACUGAGUCUCAGUUCCAGCUCUACCUUAAGUAGCCUUCAGCUGCCCUCAACCUGGAUCCUGAAGCCUCAGGGGACCCCUGGCUCUGGUGCUGGAUGAAGGCUUUCAGAACUCAGUGGAAAGACUCCUUGUACCUCCUAAUAAAUGCCUGUUACCCAUCUUUGGCUCUGCUUUGUGGAUCUCAGGCUGAGGACACCAACACACCCUCCCCCAGUUUCCACCCCUCCCAGGCCAUGUCCCAUGGGGCUCCAGACUUCACCUCCAGAAGCUGUCUUCACCUCAGAGUACCAGAAGUGUUACAGAGGGCAUAAUGAGGACCAGUACGUGGAAGACCUAGAAAGGCGGAUAUAAGAAGUAGCUAUUCAGUAGCGUGGGCAAAUUGAAUUCCGUUCAACUGAAAAAACAAUAUUAAGUGACUCUGAAGCUAAACCCAGCCUUGGUGGGAAAAUGCUGGGAUUGACUGGUGAUGUCUGCCCUGGGUGCAGGAGUAGGGGUUCCACACAUGUGCUUGGUCUUGCUGAUCUUAGAAGAGGUUUAUGUGAAAGACAGUGCAUUACAGUUCUCCAGAAGAACAGUACAUAUAUAUAAUCUACUAUGAGGAAUUGGCUCACCCAGUUAUGAAGGCUGAGAUGUAAAGCUUGGAGGAGUCCCACAAUCUGCCAUCUGAAAGCUGGAUGGCCAGGAAAGCUGGAUCUCAGGAAGGCCUGAGAGCCAGAAGAACUAAUGGUAUGAGCUCUUAUCUAAGGCCAAAGGACCAGGUACCAGGAGCCUGAUGGUGUAAGUUCCAGUCCUAAGGCAAAAGAAGACUAGGGUCCUACCUCAGCAAUCAACUUGACAGCAAAUUUUCCCUUCUCCAGCCUCUUUCUUUCCUAUCCAGAUCCCCAGUGGACCGUAUGAGGCGUAGCCACACCUCAGUCUACCAAUCCAGAUGCAGAUCUUGCGUAGAAAUAUCCUCGCAGACACCCAGAAAUAAUAUGUGACCACAUACCUGAAAACUCCAUGGCCCAGUCAAGUUGGCCCAGAGUAUUAAACAUCACAGACAGUGAGUUCACCAUCACUCAAACAAAGGCUGAGAGAUUGUUUGUCUUGACUGUUAUGAAGGAAAUCUGUUGCUUUUGGAAGAAGUUGUUAGGAGAAGAUGUGCUUAAGGACUCGUCCAACCUUUACAUCCUAGGGCUGUUUGGGUCAGAACAGCUCACCGCCUGGCAUUACGGUGCAGGCCCUGUGGUUUGGCGGAUGCCCUAUACUUGCCUCCAGAAUGAAACAAACUCAAAGUGCCCAAAUGCAAGUGAAAGUGUACCUGAAUUAGCACCUGUGUGUUUGAAUUUAGUAUGUCACAGGAAGAGGGGGGCCACAGAGGGAAUGCUCUGGGUCCCACAACACCACAGGAACCCUUCAGCCUUUCUCCCCCAGGCUUUUUUGACCACUCUAGACAAAGACAGCCUUAGCCACAGCCUGAGUGCUGACGUUCCUCUCCUACUGAAUAUGGUUUCAUUGCUGGGCUUCUUCUCUGGUUGAUUGACAGCUGAAUGCACCAUACCACCCAGCUUUGGUAUGGCUGAAAAAUUUGGAUGGUGUUUGUCACCAUGGAGUGAAACUGCUAUAUGGGUAUUAAAAGUGCCAAGACCAAAAUGCCAAAUAAAGUAUAAAAAGAAAUCUUAGCUUCUAGUGUUCCCUUUCAUUUGUAUACUUCAAUACUUAGUCACCAAAUGUUUAUUAGGGGCCUACCAUGGACCAGGAACUAGGUGGGCACCAAGGAUGAGUCAGUGAGCAAGAAAACACACUGCCCUGGCCUGCAUUAACUCGUGUCCACCACAGAGGAUUGCAGAUCAGAGAAUUAUUAACACUAAAGUGUCAUCAGCACUUGGGGAGGGAGACACCAUGAAAUAGAAACAAGAAAUAGCAAAAUCACCUAUUGCAGAGUUGAGGGGAAAGGUGAGUCAGGAAAGUCUUCCCAAAUAAAUGGCAGAAAUGGAAUGAGAACCACACGACUCUCCCGCAAUAGGCCAGGAAAUAUUCUUACAUGUAAUACAUUUAAAAAGUUAAUAUGGCAACAGUAAAUAAAUUUUUGAAAAAUAAAACAAUAAGACUCCCAUAAUCUCAGAUGCUUCAAUUUCCCUAACACUAUCAUUUUCAUUUUUAUAUAUCUCUGUCCAUUUCGGGUUUAUUAUUUAUCCUGUCAUAAUCACAGAAUACAUUAAACAAUUUACAACUA